AUGCGGGUCGCCAUAAUAGGCGCAGGUCCUUCGGGACUCGUGACGCUCAAGUACCUCCUCGCCGCGAAGGACGCCUUGGGGGUAGAACCCGUCGAAGCCCGCGUCUUCGAGAGCGAAUCGGGAGUGGGAGGCACGUUUCUGGCGAGGACUUAUGAGGAUGCUGAGCUGGUAUCCUCGAGGCAGCUCACCAGCUUCUCGGAUUUCCGGUUCAACAGCGACGAGCCGGAUUUUGUUAGUGCAAAGCGGUACCUUCAGUAUCUCAACGAUUACUGCACUCACUUCAAACUAUGGCCGCACAUAACCCUUUCCUGUCCGGUCAAGAGCGUCCAGAGUCGAAAAGAGGGAGGCCACCUCGUGACAUACUCGUUGAGGGGACAGCAGCAUGUCUGGGAAUGCGACGCAGUGGCUGUCUGUUCCGGACUUCACGUCGAGCCUGAUAUCCCCCAUAUCGAAGGCAUUGAGAGAGUACCCGUGGUACUUCAUUCAUCGCAGUUGAAGAGGAGAGAUCAAUUCGGCGUCGGGAAGACUGUGCUUAUACUAGGGAGUGGUGAGACUGGGGCCGAUAUCUCAGUCCUUGCUGCCACUUCGCCAACUGAGCGGGUAGUAAUAUGCCAUAGGGAUGGGUUUCACUUCUCACCAAAGAGAAAUCCAAAUCCUAAAUUAAUAUUUACGCGGCAACGCAGCUCCCUGGACCGCCCUCAGGUACCAAUUGAUGUCUCCCGGGCAAGCCUUUUUGACACGGCGUAUGUACACCCCUGGCUAAGGAACAGCAACGCUCUAUGGAUGUACUACGACUGCUACGUCAGAUGGAUUCUCUGGAUUUCGUGGGGUACCACGGACGGAAUAGACCAGUGGAUAGGGGGAAAGCCUAGGGGGUGGUCUACUUCGGAGAUCUUUUUUAACAAAUCGGGCUACAAACUUAGCCCCUAUAUUGACGCGUCCUGGAAGGCCAAGGCGCCACAAGGAGUCCUGGACCGCAUCCGCUCGUGGAUAGUUCGAACGCCCAAUACGGAAGAAACCCGUCAAGGCCGACAAGUUGACGUGGCACCUUGGCCGGAGAGGAUAGACGAGACUGGUGCCGUCGUAUUCAGAGAGACCGACCGACCGGAGUACGCACGCAUGAAAAAGGAGUCUAUCAAGCCGGACGUGGUCGUCUUUUGCACCGGGUACACGCACCAUUACCCAUUUUUAGGUGAUCACAGACACGACCCGGGGUAUUACGAGGGCAAAUUGGUCCGGAAGAUAUGGCUUCGCGACGACCCGACCCUGGGUUUCAUCGGCUUCGUGAGGCCUAACCUAGGCGCGAUCCCACCGCUCACCGAGUUCCAAGCGCAGCUCUGGGUGCUCAACCUCCUGGCGCCGAGUCGGGUGGCGAGCCCGCUGCUCCCGGGCGACGAGUCGCACUACCAGCUUAUGCGGACGAGCCACGCGCGGAUCCGCUACGGCGUCGACCACGAGAGUUACGCGUACCAACUUGCGUUAGACGUGGGAUCCGCGCCGUCGUUUGCAGACGUCCUGCGUAUCGGUUACGCCAGUGGAAAUGGCGGCUGGUACAAGCUACCGCUCACGUGGGCGCUCAGCGCCAACUUCAACACGAAGUUCCGGCUCCUCGGGCCGUGGAAAUGGGAUGGUGCGGCCAACGUCAUGAAUACGGAGAUGUGGGACACCGUAGCUAGGAGGCAGAUGUUCUUCGGUCACUUUACCCUUUCGGUCGUUCCGAUGCUCAUUUUCGGACCGAUGAGUUGUAUCGUCUUCCUGUAUGCCUCGCUAUAUAACUUUGUUUGGAGCAUUUUUCGUAUAUUGGCAAUGGAAAGGUGGGAACAUGGUAAUAAUCCGGAAAGUAGUUCUCUCUUGUCUUGAGGGGUCUAGUAGUAAAACAAAAGAAAAUAGGGGUAAGGGUCUGGGAAUAGCCAACCCACAUUACUCUAAUCGAAAAAAAAAAAAAAGAAUCCUAGACAACAAUAUAAAGUGGGGUUCAACCAUUCAUUCU
Daldinia caldariorum is the source of this 1990-nucleotide messenger RNA. RefSeq names its product FAD/NAD(P)-binding domain-containing protein. The transcript is spliced from 4 exons. The coding region runs from base 1 to 1860 and encodes 619 amino acids. Gene Ontology annotation, molecular function: N,N-dimethylaniline monooxygenase activity; flavin adenine dinucleotide binding; NADP binding. NCBI's taxonomy places the organism in Eukaryota, Fungi, Ascomycota, Sordariomycetes, Xylariales, Hypoxylaceae. The record is from RefSeq and is a predicted model, not a curated record.